Messenger RNA from Cyphellophora europaea CBS 101466, 1311 nucleotides. RefSeq lists its product as uncharacterized. The transcript has 3 exons. Gene Ontology annotation, biological process: ceramide biosynthetic process. NCBI's taxonomy places the organism in Eukaryota, Fungi, Ascomycota, Eurotiomycetes, Chaetothyriales, Cyphellophoraceae. The coding region runs from base 1 to 1311 and encodes 436 amino acids. The record is from RefSeq and is a predicted model, not a curated record. Gene Ontology annotation, molecular function: sphingosine N-acyltransferase activity. Gene Ontology annotation, cellular component: membrane.
AUGGGUCGACCACGUCGGACCUCCAGUAAUCUUGGAGGUGACCCUCGAGGCGACACAGGCGCACCUGCCAUGUCAACUCUGGCCCCACGGUCGUUUUCGGACCAUGCGAAUGAGAAACAUCUUAAACCGCACUCGAAAAGGAGAAAAGCCCGAUCGAUACUGCGCCGGUAUAAACAGAUCUCCUUUCGACAUACCUGGCUGAAUCCUCUCAUCCUCGUCCUCAUCGUGCUCGCUAGCUACUAUGCCAACCCGGGACCGCAGAAUCCGCUGCAUCAUGCCAUCUUCCUCUCCUAUCCGCUGGGACCCGACUACCCCGGGGGCCCAAACAUGUAUGGAAAAGGAAAACUCGACUUUGCGUUUGUGGGCUUCUACACGAUAGUGCUCAGUUUCACAAGAGAGUUCUUCAUGCAGCGAGUCAUUCUGCCGUGGGCCGUCCGGGCCGGGAUCAAGAGUCGCGCGAAACAGUCCAGGUUCAUGGAGCAGGUGUACACAGCCAUGUAUUUCAGCAUCUUCGGGCCUUUCGGUCUAUAUGUCAUGUCACAAGGAUCGCUGUGGUAUUUCAACACGACCGCGAUGUUUGAAGGCUUUCCUCAUCGAAAGCACGAGGCUGUCUUCAAGGCGUACUACCUGCUCCAGGCAAGCUACUGGAGUCAGCAGGCUAUUGUCCUUAUGCUACUGUUGGAGAAGCCCCGCAAGGACUUCAAGGAGCUUGUGCUGCACCACAUUGUGACGCUCGCCCUGAUCGGACUGAGCUAUCGCUUCCACUUUGCCAAGAUGGGCAUUGCUGUGUACAUUACCCACGAUAUCAGUGACUUCUUCCUAGCAACUUCCAAAACGCUCAACUACCUGGAUUCGGCCAUUGUCGGUCCUUACUUCGUUUUGUUCAUUGGUGUGUGGGUGUAUCUACGACACUGGCUCAAUUGGAAGAUCCUAUGGGCGACCUUGACCGAAUUCCGCAGCGUGGGACCGUUUGAACUCAACUGGGAGACACAGCAGUAUAAGUGCUGGAUCAGCCAGUACAUCACAUUCGGCCUGCUCGCCUGCUUACAGGCCGUGAACUUAUUUUGGCUCUUCCUUAUCAUUCGGAUCGCCAAGAACUUCGUCUUCAACACUGAUUUGGCAGAUGAGCGAAGUGACGACGAAGACGACGAAGAGGAGGAGCAGCACAUCGAACAAACAGGACCGGAUCAGAAAGUUCCUCGCCGACGCACCAUCGACACCAAACUGGGCCCUGCGUUGCUCAUUAACGGGAAACCAGAUGAGACCGAGUCCGAACAAGAGGUUGUCAGAGAACGCAGAAAGAAGAGAUGA